Centruroides sculpturatus (bark scorpion) is the source of this 843-nucleotide messenger RNA. RefSeq lists its product as uncharacterized. Lineage: Eukaryota; Metazoa; Arthropoda; Arachnida; Scorpiones; Buthidae. The transcript is spliced from 3 exons. The record is from RefSeq and is a predicted model, not a curated record. The coding region runs from base 491 to 724 and encodes 77 amino acids.
UCCUAUAAAGACUUAUUAUGACUUAGGUAUAAUAAUCCUACAGUAUAAUUCAAAUAAAUCCACUUCCUUAAUGUGUAAAAUGAGUUAUAUAAGUUUUUAAGAAGGUCAUAACAUAAGCAUAUACAAAUAUUUUACUAUCGACCUACAGACCUACAUACGUAGACUGAAAAAUGUCAAUGACCUUACGAGAAACUUCUCACCGAAAAGUAUUUAAUGUAUAAAAUCGAUUAUAAUAAUAAUUAUUAGUUUAUUGAUAAUUGCAUUUACCGAAUUAUGUUAAAAUAACAUAAUUUACUAACGAAAGAGGAAAAUGUAAUAGGAAAAAUUACCGACAGAUGGCUAACGAGUGGCCUAUUUCCACCAUUUUGAAAGGUAACUUUCUACUGGCUUGUUAUCGCUCUUAAACGUUUUAUAAGCUUAUAUUUAAAAUUACCCUUGAAUAUAUUACAUAAAUUGGUCGAUUGCCGUGAAGUAAAACCAGAAGAAAAUAAUGUUUACUACGAAAAAUAUUGCAUUAAGAAGGAUAAUUAUAGUUACUCCAAUUUUAUUUUUAUAUCUUAUGGCUGAAUUGUAUAUGCCAUUUGUUGAAGCUCAGUUUUUUCAUCAUCAUUUUAAUAUCACAGCAUGCAUCGUAUGUGAUGAAGGAGUGAAUUAUUCUGUAAGAAAUUUCAUGUGUUGCCUCUUUAGUAGUAAAUGCUGUGGGGAAGAGAAAUUUAAAGACUAAUCACGUCGUUUGUUUUUUUUUAAUUUUAAAAAUUAUUAUAUUAUGGAUUAUUGUAUGUAUACACGCCCUUACUUAAAUAUUCAUUUUAAAUAAAUUUUUUAUACUUUUUUAUAUAUUUA